GCAGAACAAAAUUAGCGAACGAACCAGCAAGCGACCGACUAGAAUCCACAGUAAGUUCGCUGUACUCCUUCGUUUGGAGCGAAAUAUUCCGUGAAAAUUGCGAAUAAUUGGUGAAAAUUUUACAAAAACUGCGUGAAAAAGUGAUCUUCUACCCGGAGUGUUUCGAAUUAGGUGUUGGUUUGCGCGUUUGGAUAGAUAUUUCGAAGCAUAUCUAGACCAAGUAACAACGUAGCGUAAUGGGCAAAGAUAUUGAUCCCGCGGACAUCGGCAAGCAUCCGGACCUGAUUCGUAAGGCGCAAGCCGAAAUGACCCAGAGCGAUGUGCUGGUAUGUGGCCGCUGUCACAGCGUGUUUCACUUUAUUGAACUGUUUAAGGAGCACAAGGAACAGGAGUGUCGCAAAGAGUCCACGCUGAAAGACUGCCGUGAAACUAAGGCAAAAGUUUGGGCCUUUUUGUUGUGGAAGGCGGCUCAACUGAAUGUAGAGGUAGCAGGGAAUGUUAAUUCCUGGAAGUUGUAUCAAACUUGGGUUAAGCUGGAGGAAUCGGUACGGGAGACAUGGAUCGUUGCUGGCAGAACAAUUCAGUCGUUUGCCAGGAUGGGACAAGGUAAUCUUCAAGAAAUGCCUGUUAAAAUUACUAAAACUAUUAUCGAAAGUGGACCCGAAGAAAAGAAACCAGCAAUUACUCCGGCAAACACAGUAAACACUGCUACGAACCGUUUUAUCCCUACUCGCAAACCAGAUGUCAAGCCGAGCAUCUCUCCGGUAGCGUCGGUCACCAAUAAGGUCGAAAGCGAUGUGAAAAAAUCUCCAAUUCCUGUUCAACCCAGAAAACCGGAAUUGAAUCCCAUCAACAAGGGUGUUGGAAAACGGUCCGUCGCCAAGCGCACUACUCCUGGUAGCGGCGAAGUCAUCGAGGAGGAAGUCGAAAAGAUCUUGGCCAAAAGGUUCAAUCCUCGCCGGAAGGAACACGAGUAUCUGGUCAAGUGGUCCAAGUUUGCCCAUGACCAGAAUACCUGGGAACCGCUUAUCCAUCUACAAACAUGCCAAAGUGUUCUCGAAUAUUUCGAAGUGCAGCUGGCAAAGCAGAAGGAACAACGAGCGGCAGCAGCUGCCCGAACUUUGCAGCAACAGCAGGCGGAAAAGGCCAAGGCAGCAACGGCGGCUUCCGUUUCGAUGACUAGUUCGUCGCCUAAUAUCACUUCUCAGACCGCAGUAACUGUGACCAAACCACCAGUAGCGGUUACCGUGACACCAAACACACCCUCCGCAACACCCAUAGUUGUUCCGUUGGCACAAAGUUCACCUCUUACCAACAGACCUUUACGAAAUUCGAAGGUCAAUGCGAUGGAUAAAGUCAAGCAGUGGGUUGGUAGCACGAUGGCUGCUGGAAGCGGGAGUUCUGACAACGAGGAAGCAGCUAGUAAAAGAAAAAUUAGCGACAGCGAUUUCGAUAUCGAGGAAGAAGGUGGGUUGAAGAAAUUUAGAACGGAAAAUGUAACUGUUGGCCAAGCGUUGGUGAAACCUGGUGUGAAGGUUGUUCCAGUUGGAGUGAAAUCGCCCGUCAAAGUAGUCAACGGAGUGGGGUCGUCGAAGAAGGACGAUGGAAAUUCAGCAGAGGUAAUUGUUAAAACCACAAAAGAUGGUACAGCUAGCGGUGUUGUGAAGAAACCAGGUUUCACCAGUGCAAAGAAUGUCGCCGGGGAAGCUAAGGUACAAAUCGUUAAUCGUGGUGAGGUUCCCAAGCAAGGUGUAUUCAAAGUGAAUGCAAGUACGCCUUCGCCGCAAUCAUCGCCUGCUCCACUCAGCAGGACAACGCCACCUUUAACUACCACCACAACAACUACGCGAAUCGUACGUAAGAACAUUGGUGGAACACAACAGUUGGUCAAACAGGUUGUUCGAACCACGAUUCCUAUACAGCAGGCCUCAUCUCCAUCACAACAACAGCGGCAGCCUUUGCAAAAAGUUGUCAACAAUGCCAAUCCUGCUGGAGCCCCGAUUCCAAAAGUCACUACUAACGUUAUCCAGCGAAGCUCCUUGUCACCUAAGCUUUCACCACCGAUGAACAAAUCACCUAUUAAUCGAAACAUAAAACCUUCACCGGUCUCAAAAACCAGUACCACUUCAGAACAGAAAAUAAACGCUCUCCGCAAGCAAGGUUUGAACAUCGUUAAGCGAGUCGUAUCCCCUCCUGCUUCCUUGGACCAGAAAGCUGACGCUCAACAAGGCCACGACGAGGACGAAGACGACGAACUACCAGAUCCAUUCCCAUCUGCUUCGCCUGUUCAAAUUCCGCAAUCACCACCACGCGCCCUAACGCUCUGCCCUGUCACUGGAAAAGUGCUGGGUCAAGCUGAAGGCGAACCAACGCCAGUGCCAAGUCCGGAGAUUGAGGAGGACAAGUCAAAAACGAAGAAAAAUUCACCGCACAUGUCUCAUGAACAACAACAACACGAACUUGGACAGGAACAGGACACUCAGGUACAACAGAUUUUGACGAACGAAGAUGGCUCGCCGAUUAUUGUUGCCGGAGAAGACGGAACUCUGUACCAGGUUGCUGGAAAGAAUGCCGAAGGUCAAACUAUUCUGAUCGCCCAGGGCGCGGACGGAGAACAGCAGUGUGUGUUGGUUGCUGCGCAGGAAGGUGAAGGCGAGGCUGAGGCUAAUGUACUAACGUUAGACGCAGCAGUGUCAGAAGCGGUGACUCACAUAGGGGUACAUCAGGAGGGUCAACAGCUGACGGAAGAACAAGCUGCACAGUACAAAAUGCAGGAAGGUGUAGAUCCUAAUCAGCAACUGACGAUUCAGACCGAGGACUCCCAGGACGGCCAAAUCACCGCUGAAGUGGUUCAAGCUGAUCAGCCAUCACCUGGUGGCACCCGGCGAGUGGUUCUGCUUUUACCGGACGGAAGCUUCAUGAUGACUGAAGUGAAUGAAGAACAGUAUCAGUCGUUGAAUUUAGUGAACUAAACAUAGCAGAGGGUGUGUUAGGAUAUAUUUACGAAUUUCUUCAUGACUCGUAAAAUGUUACGCGUCAUCUAUUUAACUUUAACAGAUAGGUACUAUGUUUUAAGCUCUAGAUUAGCUAUACAAGUGUGUUUAGUUAAUAUUGUUUUAAAUGUUCCGAUUGACAUUCAAACUAGACAUUACAAAAGAUUUGUACAGAAAUUCCGCUAAUAUUUAAUCAUGUGGUAAAAGUGAGGUAUACUCCGAGAAGUUUUUGUUUCUCAAUUUACACGUUUUAGUUGUACAUACAUAACAUGUAUUACAUAUGUAUGUUACAUUAAAACAUUAGCGGUUCAGCCUAUGCGUGUUUAGUAUAGUAAAAGAAUAUAAAUGUCUGAAAUAAUAUAGGUUAACAUAGGCGGUUCGAUACGUUUAUUUGUUAAUUCCAAGUUCUUAGAAAACAUGAUCGAAGGUUGGGGCUCUCUAUUCUGAAUUUUGGCUCGCUUGCGCUAGAAUACGAUCCAAAACAAAAGAACCCGAUCCCAGUAAAGCUAAUAAAUGGAUGCAGUGACGUAGAGUGUAAACAGCAA
Molecule: messenger RNA, 3538 nt
Organism: Topomyia yanbarensis
Lineage: Eukaryota; Metazoa; Arthropoda; Insecta; Diptera; Culicidae
Product: nucleolar and coiled-body phosphoprotein 1-like
Exons: 7
Coding region: 237-2972 (911 amino acids)
Biological process (GO): heterochromatin formation
Source: RefSeq, a predicted model, not a curated record